This is a messenger RNA of Klebsormidium nitens, 810 nucleotides long. The record is from the annotation of a GenBank genome assembly. NCBI's taxonomy places the organism in Eukaryota, Viridiplantae, Streptophyta, Klebsormidiophyceae, Klebsormidiales, Klebsormidiaceae.
AUGGCUUGCUGCUUUUCCCCGGGGAAAGCUACCGAGGACCCCAAACCGGCUCCUAAACCUCCUUCUAAACCGGCUUCCAAACCCGUUUCAAAACCCGCUUCUAAAUCCCCCGGUUCCGCCCCUCCAGUCAGAGACCAUGACCACGAGUGGGACCUCGACGCAGAGCUGCAGAUAGCAGGGGUCCCGGAGAGCGUCUUACGUCAGCUGAGGUCAGAGUUCCGCGCGCGCACCAUCUACGUAUCGCCUAUGCCCAAGCGCAGCUCGUAUCACGCGGGGCCAGACGUCAGCGCGCGGUCAGAGGCCUCGGAGCUGCCCCUCGAGGGCGUGACGUCAGAGGAGCUGGAUGCCCAGCCGGCGGCGCCGCGGCCGCGGCCGCGUCGCGCGCUCAAAACCCUGGGCGUCCCCCAAACCCCGCAGGAGGAGAGGGAGCUGGCGUACCAGUACCGGAUGCACCGCUUCCGCUCGCGCUCGCGGACGAGCAGAAUGCCGAGCAUGGGAACGGAACUGACGAGCAACAACGGAAACGAGUACGAGUAUCCGGAUUACAUCGAUUAUGAGCGGGACGCAGGGUUUGGGGUUUUGGAGAACGAGACCGGGGGAGAUAACCGGUUCAGUUCGUGGACUUUGGCGUGGCUGGACACUCUGCAGCAAGAGGCGGCUUUCGAGCAGUCGGGGGACUUUGACCCGCGGGAGACGCCGGGAAACUUCGUGCGGAAUCUCGGUCGGGAAAGUGAGGCGAUCUCGUCGUAUCGGCUGGACGAGGCGGCUCCACAGUCUGCUGCGCAAAGAGCGUUUCGGUCGGCGGGGUAG